Molecule: messenger RNA, 1070 nt
Organism: Amblyraja radiata (thorny skate)
Lineage: Eukaryota; Metazoa; Chordata; Chondrichthyes; Rajiformes; Rajidae
Product: proto-oncogene c-Fos
Exons: 4
Coding region: 86-874 (262 amino acids)
Biological process (GO): regulation of transcription by RNA polymerase II
Cellular component (GO): nucleus
Molecular function (GO): DNA-binding transcription factor activity, RNA polymerase II-specific; RNA polymerase II cis-regulatory region sequence-specific DNA binding
Source: RefSeq, a predicted model, not a curated record
CGCGGAGACUAACGCUCAGACCCGCUUGGGAGGAGCGGCUUUGAAGGGAGAUCCGCACACGGCAGCAUAACGAAGACCCCGCAACAUGUUCCACGGAUUCCCCGCAGACUACGAUUCGGCCUCUCGCUGCAGCAACUCGCCCUCCAUGGCGGACCCGCAAUACUUCUCGCCUACAGACUCAUUCUCCAGCCUCGGCAGCCCGGCCAGCAGCGCCCAGGAUUUCUGCGGCGACCCGUUCGUGCCCACGGUGACGGCAGUGAGCGACAGCCAGGAGCUGCAGUGGAUGGUGCGGCCCAACCUGUUGCCCGGAGCCCCGUCCCCCGGCCGCACACACCCCUACCCCGUCUACCCCCGGUCGGGCGGCGCCAAGCACUCGGGCCGCCGGGGCAGGAGUGAGCAGCUCUGCCCCGAAGACGAGGAGAAACGGCGGCUCCGGCGGGAGCGCAACAAGCUGGCGGCGGCCAAAUGCCGCAACCGACGGCGGGAACUGACCGACACACUGCAGACGGAGACUGAGCACCUGGAGGGCGAGAGGUCGAUGCUGGAGGCCGAGGUGUCGGCGCUGUUGAAGGAGAAGGAGCGCCUGGAGUUCUCCCUGGCCGCGCACCGGCCGCUCUGCAAGCUGACCCGGGAGACAGUGUCCCUGGCCCACACCAGAGCCGUCGACUCGGGCCGUUCGGUCCCCGACCUGGAUCUGAUCAGCCUGGCCGACUGGGAACCGCUGUAUCCGGCGCUGCCCAUGGACUGCGAGCCGCUCUGCACCCCCGUGCUCGCCGCCACCCCUGCCGCCUUGCCCGACGUCUUCGCCUUCAGCUUCCCCGGCCCCGAGCACCCGGCAGGGCCGCUGAACUCACCCACGCUGCUCGCCUUGUAGCGGGACCCGGCUCCAAGCCGCCGGCCCUCCGAUCCAACCUCAUGUGUAAAUUGUAUAAAUGAUCAAUUAUUUAUUUCGCGGCCUCAUCUGUCGUGUUUCAAAUAUCAGUUUUCCAUGAAAACGGUUCAAUUUAAUUUAUUUAUAGAGAUGUUUAUUUUUUCUAUUUUCCUUGUGCAUCAAUAAAACGUAAACCAUA